This is a messenger RNA of Pseudovirgaria hyperparasitica, 5613 nucleotides long. RefSeq lists its product as uncharacterized. Gene Ontology annotation, molecular function: DNA-binding transcription factor activity; 3'-tRNA processing endoribonuclease activity. The coding region runs from base 326 to 5452 and encodes 1708 amino acids. Gene Ontology annotation, biological process: mitochondrial tRNA 3'-end processing; regulation of DNA-templated transcription. Gene Ontology annotation, cellular component: mitochondrion. NCBI's taxonomy places the organism in Eukaryota, Fungi, Ascomycota, Dothideomycetes, Acrospermales, Acrospermaceae. The record is from RefSeq and is a predicted model, not a curated record. The transcript is spliced from 3 exons.
CUCAACCACUUCUACACCUUUUACAAUAAUUCCAACAAUUGUCCUCGCUGUCUACGCUCCUGUUUGAGAAGUCUUCGGUGCGUUGGUUUGACACACGGCAUUUCCGUCUGUCCCAGCCCAAAACGUACUAGCUCCCUACGUCGAACCAGGUGUACGCGCGUCUCUUUCAGGCCUGCCGCUCUUCGCUGUCCCAUCCUACGAACUCACUCUCCUAAACAAAACACUCCGACUGUCUGCCCAAGGCUUCAAUUCACCGACACAGCUCCGACUUGGACUUCCAUCUCAUCUCUGAUAUCCUGCCUUCCAAGGCAACAUCGACUUCCAAAUGGCCACUGCUGUUUAUCCCAUGAGUUCGACUCCCUUCAACAACUCAAACUCGUGCGAACCCGACGUCGAAGAAUGGUUCAACUUCAGCGACCUGCAAUCCUCAAAUAACGGCGCCUCAUCCUCCCAGAUGCCCGCAUCCUCUGCCCCUUCAGCCUUAACCAGUCCUGCUACCACCAUCGCCCCUCUCGAUGGCGACGACUUCCAGGCACCUGCGAAACCAUCAUACGAGUAUGAUCGCUUCAAGCAACAGACUGGUCUACCAUCUGGCUCGGUCCCAGGACUACAGAAUUCCCAAUUCCAGGGAUUUUCAAACACCGGCCUUGAUGACAUGAGCAUGUGGUCGACCGGCCUCGGGGGGCUCGACUCUGACAUGAACAUGGAUACCGAAUUAACACACGGCCUGCCUGCUUUCUUCUACCCUAACACAGAGUCGUCCCACCAAGACGACUUUGUCGAUCCAUCUACUCUCACUCAACCCGAAGAGCCUGCCAAUGUUCGUGUUUGGCCUGGUGUGCAUCAACAGCAAGCGCUUGCCAAAGCACAGGCACAGGCCCAACAGCAACGACAACAGCAAAUGCUACAACAACAACAAAAGCAGACCUCCCGACCGCAGCAACAAUCCCGCACCGCGCCAUCGAAACGCUCAGCUUCGCACCAACCCACCGAUGCUCGCACCGAAGAGACUAUCGCCCGUGUAGUCAAUCAAAUCCGCCAGAAUAGUCAAAUGUCUUCCCAGAAUGAUGAUCCUCAUGCUCAUCUCCCCCACAUCAUCCGCAUGAAGAAGGACGAAGAGGACAUGGAUGAAGACGAACGCCUCCUUGCCAGUGAAGAGGGAAAAAAGCUCACCAGCAAGGAGCGUCGUCAACUUCGUAAUAAGGUCUCAGCUCGUGCUUUCCGCUCUCGCAGAAAGGAAUAUAUUGGCCAGCUCGAAGGGGAAGUAAACCAAAAGGCGAACGAGUGCAAUGAACUUCGAAUCCAAAACAGGGCUCUCAUGGAGGAAAAUGCACGAUCUCGUGCCUUCAUCGAGAACCUUCUUCGUCAUCAGGCAUUCGCACCAUUCCUCGAGGAUCUUUCCCGUGACGAGGCUCUGCAACCUAGGCUCCCCAUCCAGCAACAGCAAACUGCUCAGCCGGCCCGUAAAGAUGCCAACGCCUACCAGGCUCCUCAGCAAUUCGAGUCUUCUCGUCAGGACGACCUCCAGAUCGGCAUGGCACUUGUCCCUGAGACGCCGCUCGAUCUCAGCAUGUUGAGCAUUAACAACACCUGGGGUAACCAGAAUCUCGGCUUCCCAUUCCAACAACCUCAAGUUUUUUCCGUGAUGGAGGUGCCCGAGGGGCCAAUUCUCAACGCUGAGAUGCUGUCUGGGAAGGAAUAUGAAGCAUUCGACGAAACCGAGACCGUCGAGCCUGUUGAUGACGUUAAGCAGGAUUUCCCUGUCGUCGGAACGACCUAUUCCGAUUCUACCACCCUAGUUACAGCUAAACCGGCUGAGACCGAGGAGGAGCGCGCCUUCGACAACAAUCCUGAAUUCGCCCUAUAUCAUCCUACCUCACCCUCUGCACCUGUCACAUCUACUCCAACCUUUGAUAACCUUUCUUUCGAAGGUGUCACCAUCGAAAAGUCCUCCCAGUUCGAACUCGUCGUUCCCUCAACCUCGUCCGAUCUCGCCAUGGAACGGGUUGAGCGCAUUUGCGCGUCCAUGGAGCCUCUCUCGUGGAAAGAGGCGGAAUACAAGCGCCGACGAGCAGAAGGCGGCAAGGCAGCGAGACAAAGAGUUUGGGAAGCGCAGCACGGAGUUGCUCAGCCUACCAGUUCACUUUCCGUAGAGAGAGGUGUAGGGUCUGGUACAAACUUCGAAAGGUUCAGCAGUGCAGACGGUUCAAUUAAGCGUGCCCUCAGUCCCUGGGAGGAAUGGUACGGUGUAUCGAAUACGGUUGAACCAGUUCUUGAAUUUCGCGGCACCCGAGAUCCUUCUUGCAACUCCUACGCAGCCUCUUUCAUCUCCCACGGAGAUCCCCUGUCCCCCCACAAAGCCGUCUCUCACCGAUCUGGAGAGCAACGAUUUGGAAAGGAAUGCAUACUAUAUCAUCGGAAGAGUCGUUCAAAUUAUAGAAAGGAGGCCGAUCAGUCACAAUACAUGGUUGCUGCCUACAUCCAGGCUAGUCGAAGGUUAUAUGAAUCAAGGAUGAAGACGUAUAUCAAAUUCCUUACGGCGCCGACUCUGGACACGCCAGGCACAGCGGUAGCUCUUCGAUUUGAUCAUGAUAAGAGGAAAUAUUUAUUUGGCAACAUGUCCGAGGGCACCCAAAGAGCCGCAAUAGGGAUUCAAGGCAGCUUCAAACAUGUCCAUACCAUCUUCAUGACUGGCAAGCUCGACUGGCAUUCGAUCGGAGGCCUGGUAGGAACACUUCUUACUGUCGCCGAAGCAAGAAGUGAGGACCGAGGGGUGAAAUUUGAUCUUGGAACUCGUGAUAUGAUUGUACAUGGGCCGCCAAAUCUGAAGCAAGCUUUGGCGACUUGCAGACGGUUUGUCUUUCGGAAAGGGAUUCCUGUGUACGCAUUUGAGCAUACGCCAAACGUGCCAAAGGCAGGCAACAUAGCUGAACAUCCCACCUGGCAGGAUGAUAUUGUCAAGGCUUGGGCGAUGGCCAUAGAGCCAUCACACCACAACCAUAAUGUUUCUGCCCCUGAAAACCCUCGGAAGCGAAGCUUUGAUCAAGCCAUGGGCUGGGCCAGUGAUUUGACCAGUGAGCAACAAGAAAAACAGUACAAUCAGUUACGAGAGUCCAUUGUCGGCGACAUGUUCAACUCGAAUUGGCGCAUGGAUGCUCUAUAUGACACAAAUCUCCGCAAUGUGGAGCUGCCAGCAGAGAUCUUCAUUCGCGACCCCGAUACAAAGGAGAUCAAAAGGUAUGAAGGGCCAGUGCCAGGAGACCUGCCAUAUCACCAGCUCCCUGACAUAACUGUACUGGUGCGCAAGGCAUGGCCAGCAGCCCUGGUUGGCAGACUACCUCCAACGAAGCCAUCAUCCGUUGCUGUAUCGUAUAUCGCACGUACUCACCCAAUACGAGGGAAGUUUGACCCUAAAAAGGCACUAGAGCUUGGUCUCAGGGAUAAGACCAAGUACAAGGACAUUGCCAAAGGUGAGCCAGUGGAGAAUGACAAAGGAGAAAUGAUACAGCCAGAUCAGGUUCUUGGCAAAGGCAGCUCUGGAGAAGCUUUCGCGAUUAUUGAGUUACCAGGCGUCGAAUACGUCGAACCGCUAAUUGCCAGAGCGGAGUGGAAAACACCACAACUCUUAGAGAACAUGCAGCACAUUGUGUGGAUACUCGCUCCGGGCGUAUUGGAACAUAGGCCACUGCAAGACUUCAUGCGAAAACUGAGCGACGAUCUUGGUGUGCAUCACAUAGUCUCCUCGACAGACACUCAUCCAGAUCGUGCGCCGUUCAUAAGUGCUGCUGGUCAGCAUGCGAGACUCAACAAGAUCGAUCCCUGCAGGUUUCCAGCGCUUUCUUUUGAUGACACUACCAUCAUACAGUCGCUUUCUGCAGGCACGAAUAUCUCAGGUCACGAAUUGAAAGAUAUCCCUACCCUCCAUCCGCCUGCCGCAGGUAUUGAGAUGGCUACAGGAUCUAAAUUUGAACAGUCUGUGUACAACCAACAGGUGCAGCUGGACAUGGAAGAGGAGCUCAAGGUUCUCGACCCCUCAAUUCUGAAGCUGUCCGAAGAAGCUGCUCAGAGGAUCAAAGACGACGCAGAAGCCUUGGACUUGUGGAAGAAAAAGAUACCAGAACCAGAUACGGAGGUCUUUUCCCUUGGAACAGGUUCGGCAGUGCCCUCGAAUUAUCGAAAUGUAUCUGCAACUCUCGUAAGAGUACCCGGGAAAGGUGCCUAUCUCUUUGACGCUGGCGAGGGUACAUGGGGACAAAUACAACGAGUAUUUGGACCGGAAGGGGCACGCGAAGUCAUGAAAGAAUUACGCAUGAUCUGGAUAAGUCAUAUGCACGCCGACCACCAUCUUGGCGUCACGUCUGUGAUCCGCGCAUGGCGAGACACCGUCCAUGGCAAGCCCGGGACAGAAGGAACUGCCUCGUCCAAACAGCGCCUGGCCGUCAUCUCCGCCGUUUACAUGAUCGACUGGCUCCGCGAGUAUUCUGAAAUCGAAGACUACGGCUAUUCACAUAUUCUUCCUCUUGCUAUUACUGCCGAACAAGACAUGAAAUCCUUGUCCGCCGUCUCGCGCAGCAACCUACAUCUUCAUCCCAGUGACCCUGCCUCCACUUCCGACCCUGUCCCUUUCAAAGUCGCUGAAUUGAUGCGUCACACCCAUCUCUCUGGAAUCCGCGCCGUUACUGUCCACCAUUGUCAUGGUGCCCGGGCCGUGUCCAUCGCCUUCCCAUCUGGUCUCAAGAUCAGCUACUCUGGCGAUUGCCGGCCCUCACCCGCGUUCGCUAGAAUUGGCAAAGACUCUACCCUUCUCAUCCACGAGGCCACCUUUGACGACGACCUUCGCGGCGAUGCGGAGGCAAAGAAGCACAGUACCACCGGGGAAGCACUCGAGAUUGGCCAGAUGAUGGGCGCGAAGUGUGUAUUGCUCACGCAUUUCAGCCAGCGAUACAGCAAGAUCCCCAUUGUCGAGGCCGACAGCGAGGCUCCGAAGCCGGCCAAGCCACCCGCGACGGGAUCAGUCCUCGAUGACCAAGUCGCUCCUUCCAUCCGUGGCGAUACCCUGCCUCAGCCGACCGGAGUCAGCGACCUCGGGCCUGAUCUCGAGGAUGACCUCAAAGCCAGAUUCGACGGCGACGACGACAACUUCGACAACACACUCAACGACGCCCGCCUCACUAGCGGCGACAAAUCCACGGGACCAGCCGACGUCAACCGCGCGCCCUCGGCAGCCGUGUUCAAGGUCAGCGACCCGGACCUGAAGGUGGGCAUUGCAUUCGACUACAUGCGCGUCAAACUAGGCGAGUUUGCGCACCUGAAGUACUACACCCCCGCACUGAUCCGCUUGUUCUCGGGGCCCGAGGAGGACGUGCUGGAGACGGAGGCGAAACCUAAGAAGGAUAAGAGGAAGAAGAAUAAGGAGGUAGGACCGGUCAGAGAGCUGGAUGGAUUGAAUUAAAUGGUUGGAAUGGGGGGAGAGGGUUCCUGACUACCUGUUUGUCUGUCUGCCUGGCAAAUAAAACGCUGUGACUGGGACUGGACUCGACCGGAUUUUGAUGGAAGUAUAGAUUUGUUGCUUGUGUAGAUAUGGAAAAUACUCUGCUCAUUCUAUUGACACAC